GAAAUGUCUGUGCAUCUUAUGGAGUGAAUAUGGAGCAGCUGGCCCGAAUACCGGGCCGGCCGUUUGGCUCUACUGUGCAGAAGAACCUGCUCCUCGGGGUCUUACCUGUUCAUCUCCUGUACUGUGUCCGCAGUCUCUGGUCAUCUCCUGUACUGUGUCCGCAGUCUCUGGUCAUCUCCUGUACUGUGUCCGUAGUCUCUGGUCAUCUCCUGUACUGUGUCCGCCGUCUCUGGUCAUCUCCUGUACUAUGUCCGCAUCUCUGUCAUGUAGUCUCUCUGGUCAUCUCCUGUACUGUGUCCGCAGUCUCUGGUCAUCUCCUGUACUAUGUCCGCAGUCUCUGGUCAUCUCCUGUACUAUGGUCAUCUCCUGCAUGUCCGCAGUCUCUGGUCAUCUCCUGUACUGUGUCUGCAGUCCAUUGGUUCAGAAUAUUUUUUUUCUUGUUUACCUCCUCU
Staurois parvus is the source of this 452-nucleotide messenger RNA. NCBI's taxonomy places the organism in Eukaryota, Metazoa, Chordata, Amphibia, Anura, Ranidae. The record is from the annotation of a GenBank genome assembly.